This is a messenger RNA of Erpetoichthys calabaricus (reedfish), 2509 nucleotides long. RefSeq names its product TNF receptor-associated factor 2-like. Gene Ontology annotation, molecular function: tumor necrosis factor receptor binding; ubiquitin-protein transferase activity; ubiquitin protein ligase binding. Gene Ontology annotation, biological process: tumor necrosis factor-mediated signaling pathway; positive regulation of JNK cascade; protein K63-linked ubiquitination. Gene Ontology annotation, cellular component: cytoplasmic side of plasma membrane; plasma membrane signaling receptor complex; cytosol. The record is from RefSeq and is a predicted model, not a curated record. The transcript is spliced from 11 exons. The coding region runs from base 145 to 1818 and encodes 557 amino acids. Lineage: Eukaryota; Metazoa; Chordata; Cladistia; Polypteriformes; Polypteridae.
UUCCGCCACACCUCAUCAGAGACACCGCGGCCGCCAUCAUUUCACCGCCCAGUGGAUAGGGGCGCUGUUAUUCGAGCCGCGUGGGGUGUCCCGCCGUAUUCGGGCGCCAGGGCCUCGGCGUGACGGGAUGAGAAGGCCUUCAGCAUGGCAGCUCAAGACCCCUCACCCCCUACGUCUCUGGAAAGUGUCCAGCCGGGAUUCCCGAGACAGGUCCUCGCCAACAAGCUGGAGGUCAAGCACCUGUGCAACGCCUGCCUGCUGCUGCUGAGACGGCCGUACCAGGCCCAGUGUGGGCACCGCUACUGCUCCUACUGCUUCAAGAGACUGGUCAGCUGCGGCCCCCAGAAGUGCAAUGCAUGCAUCAAGGAGGACAUGUUUGAAGAGCCCACCUCUAUUCUCACGGAAGGCUGCGCCUUCCCUGACAACGCGGCCCGGAGAGAAGUGGAGGGCCUCGCUGCUGUCUGUCCCAACGAGGGUUGCAGCUGGAGAGGAACCAUUAAAGAGUAUGAGGCGCAGCAUGAAGGCAAAUGCGAGUUUGCGCUCACCCAGUGCCCAGCAUGUGGACAGACCAUCCGGAUGAACGACACGGAGCGCCAUAACGAGCGCGAGUGCCCUGAGAGGACCCUCAACUGUAAAUACUGCAAAGAGGUGUUCCACUUCAAGAGCAUUAAGGCCCAUGAUGAGAUCUGCCCCAAGUUCCCCAUGGUUUGUGAAGGCUGUGCCAAGAAGAAGAUCCCCAGAGAGAAGUACGCGGAGCACAUCAAGUUCUGCAGUAAAUUCCGGGCCCCCUGCCGCUUCCAUGUUGUCGGAUGCGUCACCUCGGUCGAAAACGAGAAGAUCCCUGAACAUGAGCAGGCGUGUGCCUACGAACACCUCAACAUGCUCCUCCAUUACAUCAUGGGCAUCAAGGUCAACUUGGAAGGCCUGCAGCCUCAGAGCCUGGAGAAUGCCAGCCUAAAAAUCCAUAAACUCAAUGAGUCCAUGAAAGAGCUGGAGCAGAAGCUGGGGCAGCUGGCGCUGUCUCCCGUGCAGGGAGCUGCUCAGCUUGUGCCCCUGAUGCCCGCUGCCGGCGUGGAGCUACAGCUGCUCAGUGAGAAGUCCCGGGUGGGAGAGCUUGGCCGCAAGGUCCAGGAGCUCGAGCUCAAGAUCAGCACCUUUGAGAACAUCGUGUGUGUCCUCAACCGUGAAGUGGAACGGUCGUGCAGCACUCUGGACGCCUAUGGCAGGCAGCACCGGCUGGACCAGGAGAAGAUUGAGGUCUUAAGCACCAAGGUCCGGCAGUUGGAGCGCAGCGUGAGUCUCAAGGACUUGGCCGUCGCCGAGAGCGAAGGGCGCCUGCGGGAGUUGGCGUCCGCCACCUACGACGGGGUCUUCAUCUGGAAGAUUUCGGACUUCAGCAAGAAGCGUCAAGACGCCGUCGCCGGCCGCGCGCCAGCCAUGUUCUCUCCAGCUUUCUACACCAGUAAGUACGGCUACAAGAUGUGCCUGCGCAUCUACCUGAACGGCGACGGGACGGGCCGCGGGACGCACCUCUCGCUGUUCUUCGUCGUGAUGAGAGGCCCCUGUGACGCUCUGCUCAAGUGGCCCUUCAACCAGAAGGUGACCCUCAUGCUGCUGGACCAGAACAACCGGGAGCACAUCAUCGAUGCCUUCCGUCCAGAUGUCACCUCGUCGUCAUUCCAGAGGCCCAGCAGUGAGAUGAACAUCGCCAGCGGCUGCCCCCUCUUCUGCCCGCUCUCCAAACUCGACUCCAAGAACUCCUACAUUCGUGAUGACACCAUCUUCAUCAAAGCCAUCGUGGAUCUGACCGGCCUCUAGUCGGCCAUAUUAGGUGGUGGGCGGGACAGGGGAGGGGCCACCGACUGAGUGACGGGGACAAAACGUCUGGCUGGCCUGCCAUGCGCAAUGAGUCCAGGCCGCCGCCAGCAGGUGGCGCAUCCUGCCACGUGCAUGCCAAAGCUUUGUGUGUGUCAUUCGGUGUAAUGGUGGACAUUGCCUAAGGUGUCAGUGGAAGCGGGCAUGGGGGGGGCGCGUGCGUGCGUGUGUGCAUGUGUGUGUGCGUGUGGUUCAAUCUGUGGAAGAUGCACUGAACAGCGGGGGGCACCACCUGCCAGUGUGUGUGUGUGUGUGAGGACUGGGGGGGGGUCACUCUAGCAGCGGGCACUGGUACCCACCCUCCGGGGUCCUCGCCCGGCCCCCCCGGUUCUAAGUGAUAUAAACGGAUACCCGUCUAGGUGAUUCAUAGCCGUCUUUAAGUUCCAAUGCGUGGAGAUAUUGAGCAGAUAUUUGAUAUUAUUUGUAAUAACGACGAUUAUAAUAGUGAUGCCGUCUUGUGCCAGGCCCCUGCGCCAUCGGGGGGCUUUGGACUUCAGGCCGUCAUGAGUGUGCGUGUGAGUGUGGUGGUCCCCCCCCCCCCCCCCGCGUGGCCCGCAGCUGCAUGUGUAUUGGUGUCAUGUGACUCUCCUGUGCCGUGUGACGCUUGUUCUUUAAUAAACGUGUCCUCUUGUCA